Messenger RNA from Verticillium dahliae VdLs.17, 534 nucleotides. RefSeq lists its product as uncharacterized. Gene Ontology annotation, cellular component: Lsm1-7-Pat1 complex; P-body. Lineage: Eukaryota; Fungi; Ascomycota; Sordariomycetes; Glomerellales; Plectosphaerellaceae. The coding region runs from base 1 to 534 and encodes 177 amino acids. Gene Ontology annotation, biological process: deadenylation-dependent decapping of nuclear-transcribed mRNA. The transcript is spliced from 2 exons. The record is from RefSeq and is a predicted model, not a curated record. Gene Ontology annotation, molecular function: RNA cap binding.
AUGGAGCACCUCUCCAUAGAAGACCCCUCCCACCAGGGCCAGCCGGUCCUGGGCGGCGGCGUCCCUCCCCCGCAACAGCAGCAGCAGCUGCCGCCGCAGAUGUUCACGACGGCCGCCCAGCUCCUCGACCUCACCGACAGUAAGGGCGCCUCUUUGAACGUUGGCGAGAGACGGGCAAACCUCGUUCUCCAGAACACAGUCGAGCGCGUCUUCGCCCCGCACCCGGCGCCGCCGCGCAGCGAUGCCGCGGCGGCGACGACGCCGUCACCAGACCAGCAGCCGCGCGGCGGCCUCUACGCCGACAUUAAGCGCGGCGUCUUCCUCGUGCGCGGCGAGAACGUGCUGCUCCUCGGCGAGAUUGACCUCGACAAGGACGACGACCCGCCGCCGGGCUACGAGCUCGGCGAGCCCGAGGUCGUGCACCGCCUUGCCGAGGCGCGCAAGGACGCCGACAAGGGCAAGGAGAAGGCGAGGCUGCGCAAGCUGGCGCGGAGCGGCUUUGAGGGCGAGAACAUGGGCGAGAUACUCCUGUGA